CUUCUCACCUUUUCUAUCGAUGCCAUUGAACAUCCCAGGCAUUCUUGCUCCAUUUCACCUACUCAAAAAUCCCCGACUUGUUAUUCCCCAUGUAACAGUCAAAGGUCACCCUAGCUUCCUGCAUUCAUGGCUACAACUAACGCUAAACCACAGACAGAUAUUCGUCAAAUUGAUUUUUUGGCACUCCGAAAUGCAGGCUAUAGAGGAGCAGUCUUUGAUAAAGACAAUUGCUUGACGAUCCCGCAUCAAGACACCCUUGUGCCACAGCUCGAGGACGCCUGGAGAGAAUGUCGUGAGGCAUUCGGGGAAGAAAAUAUAAUCAUCGUCAGUAAUUCCGCUGGCACCAAAUUCGAUGCCGGAGGAAUCCAGGCAGAAUCGGUAUCAUUUCACCUCUCUGUCCCGGUUCUCCGACACGACACUCUUAAGCCUGGUUAUUCCUGCAUUGCUUCGAUACGCACCUACUUUUCGUCUCUUCGCGUUCCAAUCCCCGACGACGAACUAGUUGUAGUCGGGGACCGUAUAUUUACGGAUGUGAUCAUGGCAAACAGAAUGCGCUCUGGCUUCGCCUCAUCUGCGAGCGAUGCAUCCGCUCGUGCGAGGAUUGGCGGCCCCCUUGCUAUCUGGACGAAUGGUGUCUGGCAAAAAGAAAGCAUGGUGAUGCGAUGGGCCGAAAAGCGCUUGGUGGACCUGGCUCGAAAGUGGGCGAGACACGGAGAAACGUCUUCCGUGGGUACUAACAUAUUCGUGAGGGAACUCCCUCCUCCGGAACCUCGCAAGACUGGAAGCGCAUUUACUAAAAUGUUGAACAUGAUGAAGUGGAGAUAGCAUGGUCGGCGACUUUUCUGCGUAUAACGCAAUCCAUGAAUCGAACCUACUUCCUCUACAGCUCAAGCCUGUUGACUGGCGGUUGGUUACAGUUGCCACUGUACUUAAUGUUUUAGGAUUAGUUCACGAGUCAUACCUGUGUCAUUUGUAGCUCAUUAGUGGUUCUCAAAGUUAACUUCGUAGAAUUUUGAAAGGUCAAAGAUUUGCGAGUUGCCG
Messenger RNA from Suillus fuscotomentosus, 1041 nucleotides. Its product is annotated as mitochondrial PGP phosphatase-domain-containing protein. Gene Ontology annotation, molecular function: phosphatidylglycerophosphatase activity. The record is from RefSeq and is a predicted model, not a curated record. The transcript is spliced from 4 exons. The coding region runs from base 127 to 825 and encodes 232 amino acids. NCBI's taxonomy places the organism in Eukaryota, Fungi, Basidiomycota, Agaricomycetes, Boletales, Suillaceae.